Molecule: messenger RNA, 1164 nt
Organism: Heterostelium album PN500
Lineage: Eukaryota; Evosea; Eumycetozoa; Acytosteliales; Acytosteliaceae
Exons: 1
Coding region: 1-1164 (387 amino acids)
Source: RefSeq, a predicted model, not a curated record
AUGAAAUAUAAGAAUCUUUCAAGUUUGUUGUCAGCAUCUACAGAUAUUAAGAGAGUCACUAAGAAUGGACAGAGAUACUAUCAAGGUAUACCGGGUACGCCCAACAAGCUGUUUCCCUCGGUGACAACCGUACUGAAGAUGAUCAACAAACCGAUGUUGAAACAAUGGGAGUUGAACACCGUUGUACAAUCGCUGAAGGAAUCGUACUUUGCAAAACGACCGAAAGAUGGUUUUGCAACGUUGGCACAGGAGAAGCAGUGGAUCGACCAGCUCAUCGUCGAAGCGAAACAAAGUCCGUUCAAGGUAAUGGGUGACGCCGCAUCGUUUGGCACGAAAGCGCAUCUCGCCAUCGACAACUCUGUGCUGGCGCCAAAGGAUGAAGUUGCUAGUGUCGCUGAGCUCGCCUCGCUCGAGCGUGAAGUCGUGCCGGUGCGACUGGCGUUCGACGAGUGGAAACAGCGCAGUGGCUUGACGAUGGAACUGCGUGAUUCGAUCGUCUGGUCGGAGCGCUACCAGUAUGCUGGCGCGGUAGACGCCGUCGGCCGGAAAGCAGACGGCACGCUCGUGGCACUCGAUUGGAAAACCAGCAACUACAUCAACAAUGAGUAUGCGCUGCAGGUGUGUGCCUAUGCCAAGGCACUCGAGGAGCUGACCGGCGAGAAGAUCGGUGAGGCAUGGGUGGUCAAGUUCAACAAGAAACUGCCGUUGUUUGAAACCAAGUUUAUCAAAGAUAUCGAUCGUACCUUCAAUACAUUUGUCAACGUACUGGAGUUGUUUAACCAUUAUGAACAAUCAGACUUUUUCGACGAGAGCAUUCAACUUACAAACGUGCCAAGAGAGACACUUUCAGCAAAGAGUGAAGAGUAUAUUCAUUUUACAUCUUCACAUUCAAACAAUACAACAACUUCACAACAACAACCAACUAAUCAUUAUAUAUCAUCGAAGCAACAACAACAACCGACUGCCAAUGAAAAACUGGAGAAAGAAGGAGAAACAGAUUUAUUAUCAAGUAUAACACAACAUUUAACAUCAACAUCAACAUCAUCAACAACAGAAUCGACAACCUCGACAUCAUCAUCAGCAACAACAACAACAACGAAUAAUAAUAGUAAAUUAAGAUUUACUAUUAGAAAUAGUGGAAACCCAUUAAAAGUUAAUAAUUAA